This is a messenger RNA of Synchiropus splendidus (mandarinfish), 3624 nucleotides long. It is a transcript of the gene fam217ba, whose product is annotated as family with sequence similarity 217 member Ba. The coding region runs from base 267 to 2021 and encodes 584 amino acids. NCBI's taxonomy places the organism in Eukaryota, Metazoa, Chordata, Actinopteri, Syngnathiformes, Callionymidae. The transcript has 4 exons. The record is from RefSeq and is a predicted model, not a curated record.
GUAAACAAACCAAUCUGACAGCGACGGCGAGCCAAGUGAGGCGUAUGUGCGUUUCACCCGUCUUACAUUUUUAAUGGGAAGGAUGGUGACUCCCGAAACUGCGCGUUUGCUGGUACUACCGCAUUAGGAAUAAUCGCUAGUUUGUUGUCGCAUCGAUAACGACUGAAUCGGUUGAAGCGCGCUGCGGAGACGCGACAGUCGACAUUCGGAGAUGAUGGACUGCAGCAUUCAGGAUAAGAUGAGCGUUCGUAGAUACGUUUCUGGCGAUGUCGGCUGGGUUCUCUAGCUAUAGUGUGGUUGAGCAGAAGAGGGAAUCCACGCUGGCGACCUGCAGCAUGGGGCCCAUCAUGCAGGAGCGCACUGCAUCCACGGCGAUCAAACGCGUCGUGUCCAAAGAGAAGAUCCGAGUGAAGAAUACGGAAAACACCGGAUCAGUCACCAGUUCAAAGAAGGGUAACAAGAUGAGGAAAGCAACGAGCCUAAUGGAAAAUGGUCUGCCAGGUCCAGGUCAAGAUAAGGACACUCUGGCAACAGCGCAGAGAGCUGCUCACACAAAAAAGAGCCGAUUCAAGUCUGGCACACCGGGAAAUACAAGCAAACUUUCAAGCCCUGUCGACGAAGCUAACGUGAGACCUCAGCUUCGGCAGUACAGGAAAGAGGAAAAAAGAGAAACUCAAUGGAACACACCUUGCAGCACGGAGCUCCUCCAGAAUCGUGGGGCGGGAGUGGGGAAAAACCGCCGAGCCCUCUCUCUUCCCAUCUCCCCAAUAUCGGGGCUGCGACACAUGCAAAUGCUGCCACUCACACCCUCCCAACUACCCAGUACGGAAGCCCUUCAGAGGCAUUACACCCAGAAGGAAGACGACACUGACAGCGCCAGUGAUCUGUCAGAUUCUGAGAGGCUUCCUGUCUUGCCCUCCCCCUGUACACCUUGUACCCCACCUCAUCUAAACCUUCGAGCUGAAGUCAUCAGCACCAAUGAUUUUCCCCCAGAUAUACCAGGACCCCGGGGUAUUAUCGGUGAUGAAGCAGAAAGCGAGGAGCCCAUCUAUGGUUACCCUGACUUCCUGCCCCCUCCCUUCAACAGCUGGAGCCUACGACAACUGGCAGUGUUCCUCCACACGGAGGGUCGGGGUGCUCCUCGGCCUAAGCCAGUAGGGCCCUUGGAGAAGUAUCUGGAAAGGCUGCUGCAACUCGAGUGGCUGCAGAUCCAAACAAUCAACGCAGAAAAUAGCCGUCCGCCAGGAAGCCGAACCCGACCUCAGAGCUUCCCUGCCGCCGCCACCGCCCACCCUCAGCGGCCCCACACGGCACCGUCCUCCCGACUCAACUCUCCAAAAGGUUUCCGUCAGAACCAGCGAUCUGUUCCGUUUCCAGUCAACAAUCCGCCAUCACCUGCAUCCUCAGCAGCGCACCACCAGCUCUCCCGACUGCCAGUGUGCCCACACUGUCACAAUCGUUUUCCCAUCUGCAACGGAAGCUGCUCUUCUUAUGCCUACCAGCGACACUCCCGACUCAGCCCGCUGCUGGAGCGGAGAGCCAGACCCGGCGCCCCGGCUAAGAGAAGCAGCAGCGAGACAAGAGAAACCUCGAAAGAAACGAAGAGCCCCGGUGGACAAGGUGGUGGAGGACAUACUCCGGUCAGCCCGUCGGCAGCCAAGAGUCACAUCAAACACAUGCAGGCCACGGGCAAUUCUCGUAAACAACCGCAGGAAUCUGGAGCCAGCGUUAGAGGUCAGACAAGGAGAAGGGUGAGAGCCAGCUCUGAGACAGAUGUGAAGAAGGAAGCCGGUGGUGUGAAAGCCACGGCUGCUGCUGAGAAGCGCAGCGCGGUUGCUCAUAAGAAAGACGUCGCCGCGUCCAAGAGGGCAGAGAAGGACUGGCAGAGGACAGAGGCAGGAAGUCAGACCUCAAAAACCUGUGUGAAAAGAGCGACAAAGGAGCAGCAACCUCUCACCAAAGCGUCACUUAGCAGCAAGCAGAAUGGGAAAACUAAAAAUGUACAGUUUGUUGCAAAGUAACACAAACAGACCCUGUAUGCUUUACUGCCUCUGCUUGCUUCUGUGUGUAAUACAACUGUAUCUUACUGUAGACUACAGGCUUUUCAGAGGUCAUCUAUAACAGUUCAUGACUUAAAGAAUGACUUUAAAUAACAGCAUGAAACAUGCACUCACUCACAUCAACUCCAUUCAUAACACUUGACUGGGAAAGGGGAAGAGGAUGUUGUGAAGGAGGCAGAAAAAUAAGUUGGACAAACAAGAUAGUGGUUUAUUCGUUACUCCAAAAACAAAGGCAAAAUUAGAUUCACUCCUGGCUCCAGUGGACGGGAUGCAUCACACUACAUAAGGCUUUUAAUUACAAGAGAGUAUACACAGUAUACAAACAACGGACACCGUAAAGCUGGAGCUGGUGGGACAUCAAUUUCACGUCAUUAUGGCUAGCGUCUCUUCGGUCAGUCUUGAAUAGAAAGGUCAUGUAAAUAAUACACUCAAACUUCAUCAUACUUCUGCUAGAGUGAGUAGCAAUUUUUCAUCAAAGUCGUUGCACUUUCAAAAGCCACGGCUGUAGGGAUCAAGUCACAAGUCCUGCUCUGUAAACCACAGCUUUAUUUUGAGCACGUAACUGUUACCCCUGCACCUUAUUGCUGCUUCACCAAGAAAGUGGAGGCCAGACAUUCCAAAAUUCAAAACAAAUGUAUAAUCUCAUCCUAAAAAAAUGCUGUCAUCAUGCCUCUACUAACCAACCAACGAUAUAUAGGUAAACAAUAUCCCAGCUGUGAUCAUGUUGAAGUGAAUGCCGAUAGCUAUCAAUGUCAGACAUUCCUGCGACUGGUAGAGCUCUAGAUACUGGAAUGUAUUUGUUGUAUGACUUUGACUUCAUGCUGCUUGUAUCUUUCUUUGGUGCUUCGUUUCUUUUCUCGGCUGCUGCUGUGAUUGUCCCUUUGUUUCAGCGAGAUUCUUUCACUUUUGGUUCCAAGGGCUUUCCAUGUUUCAACAGCUGAAUUGUAGUCUCUGAAAAUCUGAUGUUUUUUGCAUAGAGCCGAGCUCUUUGUACCAUUGAGGACUGUGUGAGGUUUGCUACAAAUGUAAAUGCAUAUUUUUCCAGAUUUUAUAAGCCAUAGUUAUAUUUAUGGAUACGUGUUUGUUGUUGGAUUGUACUCAUCACCUUUCAUGUUUACAUUGUCUUGCACAAAAAAAAAAACAACCUGUAGUGGAGUGGCUCUGUUGUGCUGCACGACGCUGCUCAAGCCAGUGACUGAAUUCACUGCUUAAAAUAUGGGUCAUUUGAAACAUCUCCAAGUGUAUACUUGAAAACUGCUCAGCGUUCUGUUUACAUUGUGUCUUCUCUGUUCUGUGUGGUGUGAACUUGGUUAACAAGAGCGCCACCUGGUCUCAUCCGACCUGUUAUGAAGUGUCAAAGCCAUAAAUAAUGAGCCGCUGUGGCACUGUUACUGUUGAACUGUACAUUUCAUGGACAUGCAGGCGGUGUGUACUUCUCAGUGUUGAAUGCGAGUAUUUGUAAGGCAUUAAAAUAAAUGUUUUGCACCAAAAUUCAAUUUGGCUCUGUUGAUGAUGAAAUGUGGAAAAGGAUAGAUGUGUUUAGGGGAAGAGUUGGAUGUUUAGA